AUGCCCAUAAAAAGAUCAAGGCAAAACGAUAGAGAAAUUUCUGAGAGUCCGUCUACCACCAAAUCCUUGCAAGUGCCCUUGGAAACGUCGUUCUUUGCGACGGUCUCGAGUUUGGUGCCUUGGAUCGUUGUGGGAAUCGAAAAAUUAAUUGAGAAUCUGGACAUCACUACUUGUUUGGCAAUUUUCGGAGUGGUUUUUGUUGGAGCGUUGUAUUCAAUUCAUGUGAUUGCUCUUUGCUAUGGAACCUUUCAUCUCCAUAAGGUCAAUGAACCGGACACUUUUCUUCCUGGAGUCUCGAUUAUCAAGCCAAUAAUGGGAACCGAUGAAAAUCUGGAAACAAACUUGGCUUCCUUCUUCACUGCACAGUACCACCAGUUUGAACUGCUCUUCUGCUUCCAUUCCCCUGAGGACGUUGCUGUCCCCGUCGUGAAGGCCCUUAUCAAGAGAUAUCCCGACGUAGACGCCACUAUCUGUUUCCAAGAACACGAGAUUGGGUUCAAUCCCAAAAACAAUAACAUGAAUCCGGGAUAUACGACUUCGAAGUACCCACUGGUCAUGAUCAGUGACAGUACUAUCUUCACGCGGCCCGAUGGUAUUCUUGAUUUGGCCAAGAGAAUUAUGAGCCAGGAAAAACUAGGGUUAAUAACACAAAUUCCAUUUUGCAUGGAUCGCGUUGGAUUGGCCAAUUGUUUUGAGCAGGUUUUCUUUGGAACAGCUCAUGCCAAGAUGUAUCUUGCUGGAAACUUCCUUGGAUUCAAUUGCCCAACUGGAAUGUCGUCGAUAUUCAAAAAAGCGGCUCUAGAAGAAUGUGGAGGAAUGGCAGCAUUCAAAGAUUAUAUGGCAGAAGACUACUUUCUUGGCAAACUUAUGGCUGCACGUGGAUACAAAUCUGGAAUCUCGAAUCAACCAGCGCUUCAAAAUUCAGCGGCUACAACCUUCAAGUCAUUUGCGAAUAGGGUGAGCAGAUGGGCCAAGUUGAGAAUCGCCAUGAUGCCUCAAGUUAUUUUUGUCGAGCCUCUUCAGGAUUGCUUCCCAGCUGGCAUCAUCUUCGCACUCAGUGUUUAUCAUCUUUUCAACAUCAACAUUCCAAUGACUAUUUUCUUGAAUUUUCUGUUCUGGAUUUUCAUGGAUUAUAUGAUAAUGAGAGUCAUGCAGAAUGGUCCGCUUACAGUGUCUCUCGUUCAAUUUAUUGGUUUUUGGUUGUUUCGAGAACUGUCGUCUCCAGUGAUCUUCAUCAAGGCUUUAAUGGAACCUUCUGUUCGCUGGAGAAAUAACAUCUUCCAUGUAAAGUGGGGUGGCAAAAUUCGUGAUAGGAGUUCUGUCUGA
This is a messenger RNA of Caenorhabditis briggsae, 1326 nucleotides long. The record is from RefSeq and is a predicted model, not a curated record. The transcript is spliced from 6 exons. Gene Ontology annotation, molecular function: ceramide glucosyltransferase activity. Gene Ontology annotation, cellular component: membrane. The coding region runs from base 1 to 1326 and encodes 441 amino acids. Gene Ontology annotation, biological process: glucosylceramide biosynthetic process. Lineage: Eukaryota; Metazoa; Nematoda; Chromadorea; Rhabditida; Rhabditidae.